Zootermopsis nevadensis is the source of this 5925-nucleotide messenger RNA. It is a transcript of the gene Shrm, whose product is annotated as shroom. Gene Ontology annotation, cellular component: adherens junction; cortical actin cytoskeleton; apical plasma membrane. Gene Ontology annotation, molecular function: actin filament binding. Gene Ontology annotation, biological process: cell morphogenesis; actin filament organization. NCBI's taxonomy places the organism in Eukaryota, Metazoa, Arthropoda, Insecta, Blattodea, Termopsidae. The record is from RefSeq and is a predicted model, not a curated record.
AGAAGUCCAUCGUGAACAGUUAUGGCGGUCGAAGUGUUUGUUCGUGGAAAUGUACAUGUGUUUUUCACCUGCAUUAUACUCAUGCAUCCCUCAAGUGCAGUGGUUGGCAGAGUCGUCUCAGAAAACCGGUGUAGUUGAUGGCUGGUGGAACUGGCUUACCAAGGAGUCAAGCGGGAGACGUUGGCUGCCAGUGAAGGUGGCAACAGAAGGGAUUUGUUAGCGGGCCGGUCGGGCCUCGUGUUUUCGUGUGUUGUGUUUGGUUUCGACUGGUGUGAUGCUGGCAUGGCGGGUGUCACCCGGACAGACAAGAAGUCCGCCGGUGGUGGAGGAGGACCCUUCACGUUCAUGAGAAGUCGCGGUAGCGUCCGGAAAGAAGUGAAGAGACAGCAGAGCGGGCAGGACUCUGGCGCCGGGACGCUGACCCGGUGGCUGCGUGAACUGCGUCCUGCCGCCGCGGCCGUGUCCGCCCUGGACCGUUCUCACGCGGCGUACCACAGCGAGGGCAAAGGGCUGAGGCGUCGCCAGCAGCGGGACAGACGACGCCACUCCUUCAACGAGCAGCAGCCAGGACCACCGACGCCGCCCACCAGUGUGCACCCUAAUGGCUGUGACAUUGCUGCCUCCAAAGUGUGCCACAUGGCGAGGGAUGCCACGACACCGUCGGGUCGCGUCAUGAUGUCGGCUCGCUCGACACCGAACCUGCAGCAUCAGCAACCCGGCACAGGCAUCGCGGCGCGUGGCGAGAGCAAGACGUCCAUCUACUCGUAUCUGCACACUCAGUCGGGGCUGAACUUUGCCCCGGUGGUGCAGCAGCAGACACAAGGAGAUGGAGGCUCUCCGCCACCAGCACCACCAGUGCGUGAUGCUUCCAGCCUCAAGAGUAUCAAGUACGGCCCUGGACAUGAGAAAUUUCCCUCAUGGCCGGUAUCUGCAGCUGCUGAUGUGCCUCAGUCGAUGCGGUCUGCUCCGGGCGGAGGUUCCCACAGGUCAAAGUCUUGGACUGACCACACAAAUUAUCCCAAGGAGAAGGGUAUUACAUACACGCGCCCUUACAUGAAGCGACCCAACCCAGCAUUCACUCAGCAGCAGCUGAAAACAGUUAUGGAACGGUGUGAGAAGAUACCACCAGAAGCAUUUGAGUCACGACCUGAAAUGGUGGAAGAUAAUCAGGGACACCAAUAUCUGCCAAGAGUGGAUCGAGAAGGAAAGGCUUUAGGAGAUACAGACUAUCUGGUUCCAUCCCCUCCUGAGCGGGAUAUUGCCAGCAAACCGCAACUAACCCAGGCAGAUUUGGAAGAGUACGCCAGAUCGUAUCAGGAUCCACCACAACUGACGCAGGUUGAUCUCGAGGCUUACGCGAGAUCGUAUCAGGAUCCGAAACCCCAGGCAGUCCAUCUGACGCAGGCGGACUUGGAAGAGUACUCCCGCGUGUACGAAGAAGCGCUAAGACCGCAACACCAGCAGCAGCCAUCGUAUGCACAGUCGGAGGGCUACCACAGUUAUGUUUCCAGUACUGAUUCCAUCACCACUACACCAUUCCUGGAUAGGUUGCGAAGAGACAGUGAAGCCACGACUCGACCGGUUGCGACUGCCCCGACGUCGUGGGACGAGCAUCCAGAGAGGGAACGCGAUGGCAGUCACGCAGGUCGAGACAGCGUUGUAACGACAAGUUCGGGGAGUGCUUCAUCCAGCGAAACACUCAAGUGGCACGGUUCUCUAAGUGAUGUGAGUGUAGCCAGCAGUUCGUGCACGCACCACGGUUCGGCGUCUUCACGACAGCUCAUAGCUCACAGUGCCCGGGUUCAGACGCCGCAGCGACAUCACUCGGAGAGCGUGUUAUAUCUCGGAGGUGGCAAUGCGACGCAGGGCAAUGGGUGGCAGGCUCAGGUGCAGCGCAAUAAUCAGCAUAACAAACUGCGGCUGUUUCCAGUGAAUACGUACACUGUUCAGCCUGAUGAGCAGCCGUCAACACACAGGUUGCUUCCGGUGUCUCUGCCGCCACCCGCCCUGUCCGUAGCAGAGAGGAUCAGCGAGCUGGAGCGCCAGCAGACGCGUUACACCUACCUGGAUCCUGACAAGCGACAUCGAGUGUCAGAUCCGACGCUGAAAGCCAUCCAGAAGAAAGCACUGUUGUCAUUCUAUGAACGCCAUCAUUCUGCCACUACGAGGAAUCAGGCUUGGAGAUCGGAGCCGCAGUUGGCGCAGCCAGCUUCUGCCGCUCCUUGUCCUCAGUCGCCUCCUCCCCAACCUCCCCCUCCCCCUCGACCUCACGCGGCUCGCAGGGCCUCGUCAGCAUCGGAUUAUGCUGGUGGUGCUUGGCGAGAGAUGGCAGUAAACAAAGAAAAUGUUAAUUCUGAGUCUGGAAGUAUUCGAGAUGGCCCACGCCAUCAACACAGUUCCAGUUGUGGCUCUCUGUCAGCUGAUCUGCUUGGACCGCUCAUAGUCGGUCCAUCCAUCUCUGUCGAUGACUGGGUGCCCGAGCGACCCCCCAAGAAACCUCAUCUGCGAGCUGCUUUUGCGCCGCCCGUUCCGGAGCGACUGCCAAGUCCGGACUUGCCUCCCCCAUCUCCUCCACCGGUGCUUGAAGAUGAAGUGUUCGCAUCGGACGAACCACUGCCUCCUCCACCUCCAGAACUUCAUUCACCAGACAAGAUCUCUGGAUCUGAAUCUCACGGUGAAAGAACGUCUUUGCUCCAAAAACAGUUGUCGCAAAAUAUUUCUUCAGUUCAGCGGCACCAAGAUGCCACAACCCAUAGGCAUUUAAAAAGUAGUUCAGGUAGAAGUCCAGGGAGUGGCAGUCCAAUCCACGGCGAAUCUUCGGCCCACAGACACACGGAAAACAUUGCCCGCUCACCUCAGAAAUCGCCUGGCAGCAAGACACAGCAGUGUCCAGAAAAUAUGCCAUCACCUCAGAGUCCCUCUGAAGCCGGCGCCGCUCGGAUAUCCGCGAGACACGGCGAAGACCCCAGUCAAGGAGACGGCAGUGCCUCAGCCCAACAGAAAUAUCACAAAAACAGGAACAGUCCAGACAGCAACCACGUAGCACACGGGCAAAUAGAAAAUGGAAUGUCAUCCCAAAGGCAUCCAGAACGAGGCUUUUCACUGCCAAGACACAUUGAAGACCGCGCUGUACCACAGAAGCGUCUUGACGGUAUUAAUACGUCCCAAAGACACUUGGAGUGUGGCAGUGCAACUCAGAGACACACAGUCAACAGCAAUCCAGUCCAGGGGUAUCGGCAGAACGGAUCGUCCCAGAGACGUCUGGAAAAUGGUGCCUCGAGCCAGAAGCGAGCGGAAAACGGAGAUGCUACCGCGGGCCUGUUGGAUGGUGUUGGACCCAUGGCUGCUGAUGUGUCUGUGGGCAGGCAUGUCAGCAGUGCAACACUGACUAGGAAGCAAGAGUGUGGCGCAGUUGGUAGCAGUUUGAGUCAUCAAGGUUACAUUGUGACGUCUCCGGCAUAUAGAAAUAUGAAUGACGCGUUUGCAAGAACUUCGGCCAUCAAGCCAUUGGAAAGUGACACUUGUACUUCUGCAGGAGUGCCUUUGUCCAGGCGCGCUGACGGUGGCAGAUCGUCGGCACGAUAUCCCACUCAGAAACUCGUGGUGAACGGAAAACUUGCGACGCCCGUUUCAGAACAGAACAAGCAGAGAGACGGGUCGGUGGACGUGGUUAGGUCCGCAGAUAGAUCAGGUUUAAAGAAUGGGGAAUUUCUGCUGCCGUCAAAAGCUUGUCUUCCGAGUUUCUCGACAGCGGUGAGGAAUGGAGAAACUGACGUGCCGGUCGAACCUCUGAGAACGACGAGAUCCCCGCCACACGUCAAACAGCACAACGGCCUGCCGGGUCGGCAGCAGCACACGGAGGAUCCUGGAGUCUUACCGUCACCACCCGCUGCAUGUUCUGAGGGAAUUAAAGGCGAUUGGCGGCAUUUUGCCGAGGCAGAGCAGAGCGUCCUGGAGCCUUCGUCACCAGUCACCAGACUUGCUGUGAACAGCCAACCGAGCACCUCCAAGGCGUCUUACCUCGCCUAUCGUCGUGACAGGGACAGAGGGUUGCCUAACUUUGAGGGGAGCUACAAGCUAACCAUGUCGCCGUCUGGCCAGGAGGUCGCCACCACCACGCAGACUCUGCCCACAGAAUGCAAUAGGUUACCCAGUGCAGGCAACAUAGCCACGUCAAUGGACAAAGAGCAUCAGCAACCAACUAGUCAUCAUAUUCAGGCUGUGUGCAGUGAGAAGUUUGUUCUUCUAACAUCUGUGAUGGAUUGUAAUUCCAAUAAGGAUUCCAGUGCAAGGACUAGUGAUGAAGUGCAGUUAACGGAGGAGGAGACCCAGUGCAAAGUUAUACAGUCGCCACCUCCGGAGGAGCAGAGACAGGUGCCUGCUUCUGUGACAGUAAAUGUGGAGACAGAAACACAGUGUGACAUGCCUGAGGCCGAGCCCUCCCCGUCACUAGACCCUUGUUUGCCCCCUACUGCGCAGCAAAGGAUAAGCCCUCGGGCGAUGGAGUCUCUCCAGCUGGUGCAGCGAUCAGAAGUUGUUCUGCGUGUGAAUGCGGCGACAAGCGAUGCAGCGUCUCAGACUGAAUCAGAAAGGGAAAUGGUGGACGUCGUGGUAUCACCAUUGAUUCGACAAAAGCUUCAAGAAGAAAUUGAAUGUGAGCGGCUGUCCUUGGACCUGGUUAGCCAUCUUCCACCUACUGAUAAGCUUCAGGGACUGCUGGUGCCUGUACCUGAGCUCAAGAAACCAACGGACUAUGUGAGCGGUUUGUAUAGACUGGAUGUAACUCAAAGACCUCGAGUAACAACGUCAAACGCUGCAACAUCACAGACGACAACGAAGUUAAAGUCUGCCACAACUACCAACAUGACCAGCAAUAAUGACCCUGCGCCAUCACCAGAUGAGCGUGCCAACUGUGAAGAAGCCAGGGAGCCUGCAGACAGCACAGUGAGUCCUCUGUCAGCCAGUUCUGCGUACUUCACCACAUCUGAGUCAAAAGCAAAGUUCCUCACUCGGUACGGCAGAGACAUGAAACAGUCUGAACAUCUGAACGGGCUCAAAGACAACAAAGACUUGCAGCAGAAGAAGGAGGAGCUGAUGUCCCGACUGGACCGCAAGCUGCAGGUCCUGCGAGGCGAGCAUCUGGUCGUCACCGAGGAGUCGCGAGUGAAUGAAGAACUUGGCGAGAGUGUUGCAGAUCAAGUUUCUCGUCUGGCACGACCGCAUGAAGCUUCUAAAUAUCGACUACACGUUGAAGAAGUAGGAAAAAUUACCAGUUUGCUUUUAGGACUGUCUGGACGCCUAGCUCGUGCCGAGAAUGCUCUGAUGGGACUCCCACAUCACCAUACCGAGAGGAAAAUUUUGGAGUCAAAGAGGGACAAGCUGAAAGAACAGCUGGAAGAAGCCAAGAAAUUAAAGGAGAAUAUUGAUCGACGAAGCGUGUGCGUGUCGAACAUCUUAUACAAAUAUUUCAAUGCCGAAGAAUAUGCUGACUACGACCACUUCAUCAAUAUGAAGGCGAAGUUAAUAAUGGAUUCACGGGAAAUAGCAGACAAGAUUAAGCUGGGAGAGGAGCAGUUGGCAGCAUUGAAAGAAACCCUGUCUGCUUCUGAUUGAAGCUUCUGUACAUAUGACAUAGCCUUACUUUUUUAUGCUUGUCGACCGGUGGAACCGGUCGACUCGACCGCCUAGUCUUUCGAUUCCUGUGCUUUUUUAUGCCCAGUGCUGCAGCAUCAUGUACACAGGGCAUUUCUUGAAUGCCUAAACAGGCAGAUUUAUUUAAAUUUGCUCCAUGAACUUUUUUUUGUUAACAGAUUGGGGCAAAGGGUGCUUGACAUUCAGUAGUUAGUAAAACAAUGGGAAAGCGCGUGAAAUAGUUGAUAUUGGUGUUCUUACUCUCAGUCUUUCAAAUACACUAAUUACCGCCAA